Lachancea meyersii CBS 8951 is the source of this 876-nucleotide messenger RNA. Lineage: Eukaryota; Fungi; Ascomycota; Saccharomycetes; Saccharomycetales; Saccharomycetaceae. The record is from the annotation of a GenBank genome assembly.
AUGGAUAAACUAUUACACUGGUCGGUUGCCAACUCUCAAGGCGAUGCGGAAGCUGCCAAGAAGGCUGGACAACCAGAUCCUAAAUUAUUGCAACAGCUGUUUGGAGGGGGUCCCGACGAGCCCGCUUUGAUGAAACAGGCUAUUGUAGUAAUCACAAAUCCAGAGGCAGAGCUGGAGGCCAAAUUGAUUGCAUUUGACAAUUUUGAAAUGCUCAUCGAGAACUUGGAUAAUGCAAAUAAUAUUGAAAACUUGAAGCUUUGGGAGCCAUUGAUCGGGGUAUUGCAAAGUCCUGAACCAGAACUCAGGGCGUUUGCUCUUUCUGUAAUUGGCACUGCAGUGCAAAACAAUGCGAAAUCUCAGGAGAAUUUCUUGAAGUACGAACAUGGGCUACCUCAGUUAAUAAAGAUAGCCAAAGAUGCAAACGAGAAAACAGACGUUAGAACGAAGGCCUUUUACGCUUUGUCAAAUCUUGUCAAACACAAUGCGGACUCUUAUGCACAGUUCGACAAACACCAUGGCCUCGAUGUUAUUGCCCCGGUGCUGUGUGAUCCAAAAGCCACCGACAAACUAAAACUUCGAGUCUUGGCUCUGACAACUGCCCUUAUGACUAGCACAACUAUCAACGAGACUUUCAUGGCGACUUUAAGAAAAGAGAACAUAAUGCAAACGGUGUUGAAGUUUCUGCAUUGUGGAAGCAACAUAUAUAUCGUCGACAAGGUCUUGAACUUUCUCUCUCAACUGAUAAAUGCAGCUGAAAAAUUCAGUGAGUCUGAAAUCACCGAGCUGAAAUCAUCGUUGCAAGAUAUAGAGAGCAUUAAGGAACGUUUAAACGAAGAUGACUAUCAGACCGUUAAGCUCGCGAUUGAUCAGUAUUGA